Messenger RNA from Candidula unifasciata, 402 nucleotides. The record is from the annotation of a GenBank genome assembly. Lineage: Eukaryota; Metazoa; Mollusca; Gastropoda; Stylommatophora; Geomitridae.
AUGAUUCCAAUACUACAUUCUGAGAUCAUGAUUCCAAUACUACAUUCUGAGAUCAUGAUUCCAAUACUACAUUCUGAUGUCAUGAUUCCAAUACUACAUUCUGAUGUCAUGAUUCCAAUACUACAUACUGAGGUCGUGAUUCCAAUACUACAUUCUGAGGUCAUGAUUCCAAUACUACAUUCUGAUGUCAUGAUUCCAAUACUACAUUCUGAUGUCAUGAUUCUAAUACUACUUACUGAGGUCAUGAUUCCAAUACUACAUUCUGAGGUCAUGAUUCCAAUACUACAUUCUGAUGUCAUGAUUCCAAUACUACAUUCUGAUGUCAUGAUUCUAAUACUACAUACUGAGGUCAUGAUUCCAAUACUACAUUUUGAGCACACGAUGCAAAACAUGAUCUGUUAA